AUGAUGCAGACGACUCUCGCCCAGCUCGCUUUCGCGGGCCUUGCGUCCAUGGCGCUCGCCCAGGAGACCACCAUGGCCAGGGGCGAGAUUCUCAACAUUGCCGACGGUGCGACCACGGUCAAGAUUAUCGAGAAUGAGUGCAAAACCGACGAUUUGGGCUGCGUGCCUCCCCACACCAUUACCAUCGGCACCGGCACUUUCAGGACCAUGAUUCUCGAUUGCAAGUUGACCGGCUGUCCCACCGCCACCACUGGAUCCUGCUCCUAUGGCGGCUCCGAGGAGACCGCUUCUCCCUCCUCCGGCGAGGACGAAGACGAGGAGGACGGCACCCUCGAUCCCGAGUAUCUCAGCUACUACGCCCUCACGCUCGUCGGUGGUCUGCCUACCGACGGUCCCUCGUGUGGCGCUGCCACGGGCACGGCUACUCAGACGGGAGGCAGCUCUCAGGAGACGGAUUCUGCCGGUGUCGUGGCGAGGGCUCCCAUGGCGUGGUACGGUGUGGCCGCUGCCGUGGCGGCUAUGGGAGUGGCGAUGUGA
Messenger RNA from Parascedosporium putredinis, 537 nucleotides. The record is from the annotation of a GenBank genome assembly. NCBI's taxonomy places the organism in Eukaryota, Fungi, Ascomycota, Sordariomycetes, Microascales, Microascaceae.